AUGGGGAAUGUCAGUAGCCGGCCUGACGAUGGCGCUGCCCUCUAUCUCAGGGAUCAGGCUAGACUGUCAAUCUCGUCCUUGUACGUUACAAAUUCACGCCGUCGAACUAUCCUCAACGUGGUGCCAAACGCAUACCCAGCAACUAAGGUGUCUGCAUCCCGAGACCUUGGAGAUAACAAUGCCGUAGAAUAUGUUCAGGACCCCGAAACGUUAACCGCCCCUUCCCCGAGCUUCAUACUCAAGAUCAAUAAUGACGACGAGCUUACCUUCAAAUUCACAUUUGUUGUCCGACAGACACAACAGGUCAUAGCUGCGGCAAAUGGCAGUACACAAGACACUGGCAGCCUGGACACAUCCAUUACAGGCCUCACUUACGUUUCCGCAUCGACCGCCAAAGAUGUAGACAUUUUGGUGACUCGAGAAUUUCAUGCUGAUCCUAACUUACACAAGAAUGCAAAUGUACAAUUGGUAGGGGAUUAUUCAACUGGUGGGAGUCAAUCAGUAUCAUUCGAAUUUUCUUGGAGGUGGCGGCCUCCGAAGCCGGCUGAGGAUAGGGGAGGUGGUUGGAGGAACAACUGCAGUUUUGUAGAGUAUGAUCCUCGUGCACAUCGACUCGUUACUCUCGCCAGCUUCUCCUUUUGGGUCUCAAAUAACCAAGGCUUCCUAAGCCAGCCGAAUUCUCCCUCACCCCCAUUCCAUCUCGUACCUCCACCCAAAUUACGCCUUCCUUCUUCACAGUCUAUGGACUCGAGAGUCAGUGGAACAGAUACUCGCGAAUAUGAUGAACCCAUAUCCCCAAACUUGGCUUCAUUUGAAAUUUCGACAGGGAACACGUCAAUCCCACAAAAAGAUUUGGUAAAGGUCGAUGUGUCUUGUCAGCGCCCCGGAGAGGAUAUGAGUGCUACUGAAGAUGGUCCUCUGUUUAGAGCUACGAUGAAGGCUCUUGAGCAAAAGACAGGCAGCAUGAGACAACGCAUGAAGAAAGUCUUGAAGAAGGCAGAAGCUGCUCACAUGGCACAAAUCGACUGCAAUGAUGCCAUCGCAGGUUUCAUGGAAGCUCUUAGGGAAGCCUCGUCAUCGAACGCAAACGCCGUUCAGCCAGCACUGGAGCAUUACUUCGACAAGAUUGCCCGUGAAAUUCUGGGAUAUGAGAAGCAAAACACGAUUAAUUUGCAAAGGAUCAUCAUCGACCCAUUGACAAAGUUGUAUAAUAUCGACAUCAAGCAGGCCGAAGCCAAAAAGAGAGAUUUUGAGGAGGAGAGCAAGGACUACUACGCUUACGUGUCUCGGUAUCUUGGCCAGCGACAGGACUCUCUAAAGCAGAAGAAGCGAGCAGAAAGCGAUACCAAGUACCAGACCAAACGCCGGAACUUCGAGUUAAAACGUUUUGACUACUCUUCUUUUAUGCAGGACCUUCAUGGCGGCCGCAAGGAGCAAGAAGUAUUGUCACAUUUGACAAAGUAUGCUGCUGCUCAAACUACAAGCUACCUAGCUACUGCAAAGAAGGUCGAAGAAAUGCUCCCUCAAUUGGAUGCUUUGAAUGCAGAAGUGCAAGAUGCCGACAAGGAAUUCCAGUAUCAACGUACCGAACGAGAAGAAAAGCGCCGCAAUCUUGAGAAGAGCACAGUCACCUAUGUUGAACCCGACACGGUGCCUGCAGUUAUGAUUCCUCCGCAGACCUCCCACUCUACUACCAAUACUGGCAGUGCGUAUAUUUCCGACCAAGAGCUUGGCCGGCCUGACAGCACAGCAACGACAUUGAGACAAGUGCCUACUAAUGGAACAGCAAUGUCUCAUGCACUCAAUGGAUCUCAUACGACCGAGUUCUCAAGAUCACCAGGAAGCCUUUCGUCCGUUGUUGGCUCUGUUGGAAGCCCCGGGCCAAACUCAAAAUUCCGAGGUAUUCGCGAUCUGGAGGAAAAAGAUCACAAUCUUGUCUCUAACAGCAGUGGUACUCAACGGAAAGAAGGACUUUUGUGGGCUCUGAGCAAGCCUGGCAGUCAUGUUGACCCGCGAGGCCUGAACAAACAAGCAUGGCACAAGUUCUGGAUUGUGCUUGAUGCAGGUAAGGUCUCGGAGUACAGCAACUGGAAGCAAAAGCUCGACUUGCAUAUGGAGCCCAUUGAUCUUCGCAUGGCAUCUGUCCGUGAAGCACGUAAUGCCGAACGAAGAUUCUGCUUCGAAGUAAUUACUCCGCAAUACAAGCGGGUGUAUCAAGCAACAUCGGAAGACGACAUGAACAACUGGAUCUCGGCUGUCAACAAUGCCAUACAAAGUGCUGUAGAAGGCAGAGACAUGCGAGAUGCCCCGUCCAAGCAGCCAGAGGCACAUUCUAUCCGACGAGAUAUCGGCUCAAUUUUGACUGGAAAGAGUUCUUCUAUGAACUAUGGUCACAACCAUCCUACGACACAGAGUGCCGCAGCUGCAAACAAUGGCGUUUUUAGACGAACCACGGUUGGUGCAAGACCUGCGUAUCACCGCCAAAGUAGCAGUGGGUAUGACGAAAGCCCCGACAAGUUGCUACAGGUCCUAAGGGAAGCUGACCAAGGCAAUUGUUGGUGCGCUGACUGUGGCUCUGGUAUUAAAACCGAGUGGGUGUCCAUCAACCUUGCGAUUAUUCUCUGCAUCGAGUGUAGUGGAAUCCACCGUUCGCUAGGUACACACAUCAGCAAAGUUCGAUCUCUCACUCUCGACAUCAACUCCUUUACCACGGAUAUUGUUGAGCUUCUUCUCCUUGUCGGUAAUCGGGUUUCUAAUAUGGUUUGGGAAGCAAAAUUGGACCAGUCCACGAAGCCAUCACCACAGGCUACGAGAGAAGAGAGGCUGAGGUUCAUCACAGCAAAGUAUGUCGAGAGGGCUUACAUUGAACCUAUCUCAUCUACAUUGUCAAGAUUUGCAACCGCAGAUGAGACGCUUUUGGCAGCCGUCAAGAAGAAUGACAUCCAGCAGGUCAUAUACGCCUUGGCCUUGAGAGCAAAUCCUAAUGUUCUGGAUAAGUCAAGAGGAACUCACUCUGUAUUUCUGGCUCUCGCAGCUGCAGAUCCUGCUUCUCCAUCCCCUGUAGCCUCGCCUUCGAGACCUGACACCUCCGCGAAAGUUGUUGCUUUUCCAAUUGCUGAAAUGCUUGUCCAGAAUGGAGCGGAGAUUCCAAGUUCCUUACCUGCUUUCCCAUUGAGUCGAAGUGCUUCUCUGUACAUUGAACAGAAGAGUGGCCGGGGAACUUCUGGUAGUGAUACCUUGGGCUCCUUGCCAAUUGGCAAUUCGGCUGAGAGGGCGCAAAAAGACCGCGAAGCACGACUGCAGAAACGAGUUAGUGCUGGAGGACGUCUUGCGAAAGCACCAAUACCUGAGCGGUAG
This is a messenger RNA of Cadophora gregata, 3357 nucleotides long. RefSeq lists its product as uncharacterized. Gene Ontology annotation, molecular function: GTPase activator activity; protein binding. The record is from RefSeq and is a predicted model, not a curated record. Gene Ontology annotation, cellular component: cytoplasm; endosome; trans-Golgi network. Lineage: Eukaryota; Fungi; Ascomycota; Leotiomycetes; Helotiales; Ploettnerulaceae. Gene Ontology annotation, biological process: intra-Golgi vesicle-mediated transport. The transcript is spliced from 6 exons. The coding region runs from base 1 to 3357 and encodes 1118 amino acids.